GGAAAUUCCUAACCGCUAUUUUUAAAAUAUUGAAAUAUGAAGCAAAAGUAGUAUUUCACACAAAAUAUUUGGAGAGGCUGAGAUGGACAGAAUAGUAUACUAAAAAGUUCAGUUGUUCCAGGUAGGUCAGACAGGCUCAGCCAAAUUAUAGGCAUAGCCCGUGGCUUGCAAAUAUCCUUUUUGCCGGCUGAACUCCGUGCGGUUUAACAAGGAAGUCGUGAGCAGAAGCGUCCACGCGGAAUAACAUCCGUGGCGCCCUCUUCCGACGCCCAGAAGGGGCAGGCGGUGAAGUGGCCGCUCCUGCUUCGAGAAAUUCCCGCCCCAAGUUUCCGUUCAAACGCCCUCGCGAGACUAACGAGAUGGAGAGCGGCCACCGGCAGCCUUUGAAGCGCCCCCGGACCCCGGACCGCAGCACCGCCGCGCGUGCCAGCAGCAUUAUUUCUAUCUCUGAUCUUCAAUCUCAGUGUAUACCUUGCUGUAGUCGUUUAACCUCGAGUUCUGAUGAAUUCAGAGAAUGGACCCACCAAAAUGAAACUAUUUUGCCUGACCAGAAAUAUUUUGAACAAACUCGCUUGAUGCUCAUAGGUUACUUGAGAAGUGAAACACCAGGAAAAAAAGAUAAGAUGAUGGAUGGAAGUGUUUAUUUGCAAGAUAACACUGGAGCACUUCCCUGUGUGUUCCUGCAUUUUAAGCUUGAUUGGCUAGAACAUCUAUCACUCUUCCCUAGUUGGAUAUACAUUCCACAGAAAGGCGAGGGCACAAGUGGAUAUUUGGAGAUACUAGAAGAUCCAAUUCAAGUACUUUCUGGACCAGAAAAAAAUCUUAGUACCAUCCCUGUUUUGUACCCUGGGACAGCUGCAGACCUGCUCAGUGCCAGGCCUCAGAAUAAGAAUACAGCAAAGGUGAACGUGGCAGGAGAACUAGACAGGUUGACUACUAUUCUCUAUUUCAACCAAAAGAGUUUCUUCUUCCUCUUCCUGAAGUGUUUUAGUUCUUCUGCUUGUGUUCCAGUGGUAAUACAAAAGACUCCCCAUUUGGUUUGGCAUCAUGCACUACAACUGGGGCAUAGAUAUGUCCUAACUGCCUUGAAGAUAUCUUGCCUCAAAAGUGCUGGACAGAGUGUUUUCAGAACCAGCUCUUCCUCAUGCCUUCUGCCUUACCGCAAAGAACAAACAAAGGAGCAAUGUCUGGAUGUAACUUCACAAGGAAGAUCAAUGGUACCAGUUUCCAUUAUGCCUUCUAUACAGCCUAAGAGCUUAUUGAAAGUGCAGAAGGAAGAAAUGAUACUGGGUCCUCUUAGAAAAUCCGAGCUCAUCUCAUAUACAGGUACUAUCACUCAAGUGUUAAAUGCCCAAGCUGGCCUCUAUGAACUAGAUAACAAACACAUACUUUGUCUUGCUUAUCAGCAGAUGUUGAAUACUGGCUGUGGAUUCCGACCAGGAGCAUGCAUAGAGCUUCGAGAUGUCCAUCUUCUGGAGAUGCCUUUACCUUCUAUUCCUGCUGCUUUUGGAGCUUGUCUACAUACUACCAUUGUGCUAAAGAGUUUUUCAGCAUAUAGCAUAUUACAUCAGCCUGUAAACUGCUUUGGAAAUCAUUAUCUGCAACUACUCUUGCGUUACAAUUUAAGCCUGUCGCUCUAUCUUUAUCUGGUCAACUUGCUGGAAAUAUUUGAACAAAGGUUCUGUUGUUUUACUCAGCACCAAAAGUUGCUGCUUUGCUUUAGCCAUCAUUCUCAAAGACUAAUAGAGAAGUUUAUUGUUCCUAUUCUGAAUUCCCUGCUGGUACCCACGAAGCAGGAAAGAAACUUCCAUGCAGAGAUCCUGGCAGAAAAGCACAGUUGUCUCCUAGAUCAGUACCAGAUUCUGGAGCCACCAUGUCAGAUUCCACAUUUUGUUGAACUGUAUAGUAUGGUUGAGAGGAGCUGCUGGGAAAGCUGUGAUCCAUUACAGCAGUUGCAUUCUGCCUCAAAAAUCUGCAACCUAAAUAUCCAAGAACUAAAUUGCAGAUUGGCCCAGAACUACUGCAUUUUAUCAGCUGAAUGUUUUCAUCCUCCAUUGCUGUUGCUUGGAGUGCUAGAAUAUUCCAGUAGUGGUUCCCUCCAAUUACGAGACAGAAGUAACAGUCUUCCUUGUAUAAUAUUCCACAAGGAUUGUAGACCGUUCACUGACACAUCACUAAUAGGGUGCCUCCUCCAGGUGAAUAUUUUUCAGCUUAUUACAGAACAGUUUCCUCAAAAUGACUUAUCUUCUUCACAACAGCCAAUUACAGCCAAUCAUAUAAAGAAAAAGAAAAGGCUUUAUGCACAGUUUUAUUUUGAGGAUGUGAAAGUUCUUCAUGUUCCUGAAAAGAGAGCCAAAAAAAGCCCUACCAUCUAUCAGCAGACCUCCUGUGAUGUGAAAGACAGUGGCAGCUCAACAACUGAUCUGAGACCCUCAAUAAGGAAAGCUAAAAGGAAAGGAAAGGAAACAGAAGAAGCAAAUACCAGGGAGCCAGAACAUUUCAGAAACAGUACUGAGAAGAUCACCUAUGUAUCUCGUCUGUUUUUGCUGAUUCAAAAGGAAGGACUUGCAUGGCGCAACUACCUCCACAGUUCAGAAAGCAAGUCUGAAAAUGGGCAGACAAUGCAACUCUGCUUUCAGGCCACAAUUUUAUGGAUGGGCAAACCUAAGCUAUGCCACAGUCUUGGAGAACGUGAAGAACAGGAGGAGCUCAAGAUUAUUGCUUUUGAAGAGACCAGCGAAGCCCAGCAGAAAGUGUUGUUACUGUUUCUGAAGAACUCUCUGCACUGGUUCCCAUUUCUACAUGUUGACCAUUUGUACCAGCUCAUUCUACCUCAGUGCACGGAUUUGGAUAUUUUUGAUAAAAAGUGCUCCACACUGGCUCCAGGAAACAAAUACAACUUGAGCUGUUCCUUUUUUCUGCCCUUCCCAGAUGGGGCCUAUGUGCAUCAUGUGAGACGAAUUUCUCAGCCCAUGUCAAACAUAUUAAAAAGGGAACAAAAAAUGUUCUCCAUUGCAGAAAUACUCAAUCUGAGCUCCAAAGGUUCUCUGGUCUCUUUUUCUGGAGAAAUAAUGGAAAGAACUUUGUGUGACUCUCAUUCUGGAAAGAAGACAGAAGCAGAUGCCUGUGUUCAGAAAAAAGGUGGCCGUUUGCCCUGGAAUUAUACUGUGAAGCUGAGCGUAGCACCUGCACAUGAUUCUUCAAUUCUUCUGGAUAUCUAUAUUCAAGCCGCUUUUGUGCCAUAUCUUUGGGGUUUGUUGCCUGGAGCUAGGAUUUUGUUUCGGGAUCUACAGUGCAAAAUUUCCAGAUUUGGAAAUAUCUAUUGUGUUUUUAUUACCUCUAGUGAUGUGUGUACUCUGACUCCUCCACCUCACAAUUCUCCAAAACAUCUGGAUUCCACUGCUAAGUUUUCAGUAGGUUAUUUAUCCAAUAUAACACUUCAGCCUCUUAAUCUGGGCCAAGCACAAGUCACUUGCCAUUUGACAUGUAUCCUAUCUUUAUCCAUGCAAUGGUUUUGUGAUCUCUGCAACAUCUCCACAGAGAGAAGGCCCAACGAAUGUAACAAUUCUUGCUCGUCACAUACAGGAAUGAUUAAAGCUAUAGCUAAAAUCCUAGUAGAAGAUGGAACAAGUGAGGUUAUGGUAUUUUGCAAGAACCAACAGGUGCAGCAAGUGUUGAGUUUGAGCCCCAAGGAAUGGGAGGUCAUGCAAAAUCAUAUUCGGAUUAAGGGAAGUGUCUGCAUUCAGCAUAAUGAAAUUAGCACAGGAGCUAGGAUACUGGAAGAGCAAGAUCUGCUCACACAGUAUUUGAGAAACUUAUGCAGAAGUCCAGUUGUCUGUCGAUCCAUAGUGUUGGCCUUCAGAGUGGAUAGAAAAUCUUUUAAGACAGGAUCAGGACAAUUGAGGAGGUUUUUCUGUAAUGAAUUAGAGUUCUUAAGCCGAAUGAGGAAUCGACCAAACUUGAUAUGUCUUAAUAUCCAAGAAACAAUCUGAAGAACAGGAAGAGGAGAAAGUGUAAUUACUCUGGAGGAAUUUGUGUAAUUCCAAUUUGUGUAUGUAUUUCAGGUUUGGAGAUAUUAUCAUUCAAGUAUGAAAGGUAUUGUUGCAAACAUUAAAAUGUGAAAAUAUUUUUAUAUAAAAAAAUCAAGCUUG
Pantherophis guttatus is the source of this 4151-nucleotide messenger RNA. It is a transcript of the gene CTC1, whose product is annotated as CST telomere replication complex component 1. Gene Ontology annotation, biological process: positive regulation of DNA replication; telomere maintenance via telomere lengthening. Gene Ontology annotation, cellular component: CST complex. The record is from RefSeq and is a predicted model, not a curated record. Gene Ontology annotation, molecular function: telomeric repeat DNA binding; single-stranded DNA binding. Lineage: Eukaryota; Metazoa; Chordata; Lepidosauria; Squamata; Colubridae.